Rangifer tarandus platyrhynchus (Svalbard reindeer) is the source of this 264-nucleotide messenger RNA. The record is from the annotation of a GenBank genome assembly. NCBI's taxonomy places the organism in Eukaryota, Metazoa, Chordata, Mammalia, Artiodactyla, Cervidae.
AUGCCUCCGGGCGGCAGGGCGCGGAGGCGGGGGCGGGCACCCGGAGCGCUCAGGACCCGCGCGUGGCCCCGGGCUGCAGCCGUCCGGGCCCCGGGCGGCGCCGUCCGCUGUCGCCGCGCGUCCCUCGCCGCGGCCCCGCAGCUGAUAACGCCCUGCCCGGCGCUACGUCACGCGCGGCGGCCAGGCGAACCCCCGCCCGGCGCCCGCCUCCCCGAGCCGGCCCCUCGGCUGCGAGGCCCGCUCCCCCUCGGCUUCCCCCUCUAG